This is a messenger RNA of Physcomitrium patens, 5057 nucleotides long. Its product is annotated as homeobox-leucine zipper protein HDG2. Gene Ontology annotation, biological process: regulation of DNA-templated transcription. The record is from RefSeq and is a predicted model, not a curated record. Gene Ontology annotation, molecular function: DNA binding; lipid binding; DNA-binding transcription factor activity, RNA polymerase II-specific. Lineage: Eukaryota; Viridiplantae; Streptophyta; Bryopsida; Funariales; Funariaceae.
GUAGUAAGUCGUAGUAGAGCAGCAGCAGUAGAGUAAGUUAGUGGGGGGAAUACAACAACAGACAACACCACCCCAUCAGGCUUGGAGGAAGCGUGCGAAAGAGGAGGUGUCUGGAGAAGGAAGGAAAGGAGGAGGGAGAAGCAGAAGCAGAAGCAGGAGGGAGCACAGCCAGCUAACCUGCUGCUGGUGGUGCCUGUAUUUGUCAUAUGUGGGACUUGUCCCCCCCCCACCCCACCUUCAUUCAUUCAUUCAUCUGUGGAGCAAGUACGUUGAUGAGCCCCCCUUCUGCCCCCCCUCCGGAUGCUUUUUGCUGGUGGGUGCCUGGCUUUUUGUUUGUUUCUAGCCUCCCUUUGCGCGCCUGCAUUCAAUGCGCCACACCCCCUCUCUCCACUCCUUCACCGUGUCUCCUCACCUCCCUCCCUCCCCCCUCGGGUUGGUUACCAUAGAUAGCACUGGUGGUGCUCGCUUCACAAAGUUACGCGAAGUUAGGAGUGUCGGUCUACCUUGUCGCUGCGUUGGUGUGGUGUUGGGCUUGGUGUCCAGCGUCACUGUGCAGAUAUUCAGGCGUCGACUCACUUGUCGGUCUUGAGCCGGGCAACUGUAUAGCUGCUCGUCUCGCAGCAUUGCAUUGUCGACCGUCGUCUGAGUAGCUGCAACGGCUGUUGCUGAGGUUGUGGUGUCUUCCGUCCAGCUCGUUAGCUCCGACAGUUCUUGAAGUCGAUACGUCCCCCCCCCCCCUUUCUUCUUCCAGUCCUACCGUGUGCUCUCUUAUUAUAAAGGUUGCGUGAGUCGACCUGGCAGGUGCUUUGGUUCACAUUAACUUGGGGGCCUGAAGGGGUGGAAGUGCGUUCGUGAAUUUUCUUCUGGUCUACGAGAUUGCACGGGUUGGAACUUCUUCUUCUUCACUUGACUGUUGGAGUGAUGCAGUACUGCGUGCGCGCGUCGUUGUCUGCACUGAUUGGGUGCUGUAGCAGGCCGGUGCGUUAGAAUCAGUGAGCGAGCCCCCUCGAGUGACGCGGGCUGUGUGGAGUGGUGUGCGCACAGCCUAGUUCUCGACGAUCGGUGCGGUGCAUGUGUGAGGGUUGAGCUUGGUCAGCGAAUUCGAGUCAUCGAGGUGGCGAAGUAGGUUUAGUUCUGUCGAGAGGGAGAGAACGAGAGAGAGAGGAGAUUCAGCACGAGGCUGCUGCUUCUCUCUCCCUCCUUUUCUUCGGAUAGCGCGAGAGAGGGCGGGAGGCAGAGCUCCACAGUGACAUUGCUUCGUCACUUGACAUUGCCUCCCCCUUCUCUCAGGUCCCUUGCUCUCGUUUGUUCCUCGCUCCCUUCCCGUCUCUACUGUGCACGUGUAACCACCUCAUCUCUCUUGACAUACGUGCACACACACACACUCAUCUAUACUUAUUCCUUCUUGACAUGCAGCUUAUCCCCAUCACGGUGGGGUUGUUUUGUUUUCUAAAUUGAAUUGUUCAUUGAUUAGGAUAAUCGCGUCAUACAUUGCUUUCGACAGUGUACUUAGUAUGUGCUCAGGGAACGAUUUGCCUCGAGGUUCCACGCCUCUCGCACUGGUUGUCAUUCAAGCCCGUCUCUAUCCGUUUUGAAGUAGUCGGAUAGUUUCCGACUCUCCUCAGAAGCUCAAGGUUCGGGGACAGACGGAGCUGACUGAGUUGCGGCUAGGGAGCUUCAAAGUCACUCCAAGCAAUCUCAAAUACUGUGGUGGAGACCCGGAGCUGGGUGUCGAGGUGCCUAACCAGCUAUCAAAUCGGCCUCAGGAUCAAUCAGAGAGCUACGUGAGGGCCAGGCAGCGCCUUAAAUCAGGCAUUGAAGCAGUAUCAAAGAUGGUGGCUGGGUAGGGAUGUAGAGGGAGACAGGAAGGCUGGAGGGGCAAGAGAGGUGGUUGGGCGAAAGCCGGAUGAGGUUAGGCGGCGUCACCGUGCAAGUAACUCCGAACGGCAAUCUGGGUGGGCGGUGCUUUGGGGAGUUGGGUGGCAUGGCGCCCCCGCGCCCCAUUCCCCCUCUGAUGUCACGCCCUCCCCCCAAGCUCUACACUUCGCCGGCACUGUCCCUUGCGCCUCCCACAGGUGUCGAUCGGCAGCGAGAAGCCAGCCAGACUGCGGAAAGCGAGCAGCAGCAGAAGAACAAGGAAGAGGAGUACGGGUCGCGAUCUGGAAGCGACAACAUGGAGGGAGGUUCAGACGAUGAUCAGGAUCCCGACCGCCCGCCGCGCAAGAAGAGGUAUCAUCGGCACACACCGCGGCAAAUUCAGGAGAUGGAGAUGUUGUUCAAGGAGUGCCCUCAUCCGGAUGACAAGCAGCGGCAGCAACUGAGUAAGGACUUGGGGCUGGAGCCUCGGCAGGUCAAGUUCUGGUUUCAGAACCGGCGCACUCAUAUGAAGGCGCAGACGGAGCGUGCCGAGAAUUCGAUGCUACGGGCGGAGAACGAGAAGCUUCGGUCGGAGAACGUGAUCAUGCGGGAGGCGCUCAAAAAUCCCCAGUGUCCACAUUGCGGUGGGCCAGCCACGGUGGGGGAAAUGUCGUUCGACGAGCAGCAGCUCAGGCUGGAGAACGUACGGCUGAAGGAGGAGCUGGAUCGAGUGUCGGCACUCGCUGCGAAGUAUCUCGGGCGGCCGAUUCCGCCCAUGGCUCCUCUCGCCCUACCCAGCUCGAGCUUAGAUCUUCAGGUAGGAGCUGGCGGGAGCAGCUUCGGUGGCCUGCACCCGGCACAAGCUGGUAAUUUGAGCAUGGUGCAAGGUCCGAGCGUGGCGGAUGUUGCCACUAGACCAGGGGGGUUGACAGAGGCUGAGAAGCCGAUGGUGGUGGAGCUGGCGAUGAUGGCGAUGGAGGAGCUGGUCCGUAUGGCGCAGUCCGAGGAGCCUCUGUGGGUGCGUACACCUGAAUCCGGGAGGGAGCAGCUGAACUACGAUGAGUAUCUGCGGCAGUCUCCUCGUGGCAUUGGGAUGAAGCCGCCGGGCCUGAAGACGGAGGUUACCCGCGAAACGGCAAUGGUAAUGAUGAACGGCGUGAAUUUGGUGGAGACGCUGAUGGACGCGACGCAGUGGAUUGACAUGUACCCUUGCAUGGUGUCUCGGGCACUCACUGUGGAUGUGCUGUCGACGGGCGUGGCUGGCAAUCGCAAUGGCGCAUUGCAACUCAUGUACGCGGAGCUGCAGGUGCUGUCCCCACUCGUGCCGACCCGCGAGAUAUACUUCCUGCGGUAUUGCAAGCAGCAUGCGGAGGGCGUGUGGGCGGUAGUGGAUGUGUCGGUGGAAUCUCUUAGAGACAAUCCACCCCCUUCACUGAUGAGAUGUCGACGUCGUCCUUCUGGAAUUUUAAUCCAAGAUACUCCCAAUGGAUAUGCGAAGGUGACGUGCGUGGAGCACAUGGAGUACGACGACCGUGCUGUGCACAGGAUGUACCGAGAGCUGGUGAAUUCUGGGAUGGCAUUCGGAGCCCAGCGGUGGAUGGCGACUCUGCAGAGGCAAUGCGAGAGGCUGGCGAGCCUGCUGGCGAGCAACAUUGCGUCUCGCGACCUGGGUGGAGUUCCAAGCGCUAACGGGCGGCGGAGCAUGCUGAAACUGGCUCAAAGAAUGACGAAUAAUUUCUGCGCGGGAGUCAGCGCGUCGACAGUGCACACAUGGACGACGCUCUCCGGCAGCGGGGACGACGACGUGCGAGUGAUGACCCGCAAGAGCGUGGACAAUCCUGGAGAGCCGCAUGGCAUCGUGCUGAGCGCUGCGACGUCGAUGUGGCUACCUGUGUCACCGGCACGAGUGUUCCAGUUCCUUCGCGACGAGCGACUGCGGAGCGAGUGGGACAUAUUAUCCAACGGCGGAAUGGUGACGGAAAUGGCUCACAUCGCCAAGGGUCAGGAUCCAGGAAACAGCGUUUCCCUGUUGAAGGUUAACGCGAUGAAUACGAACAACAGCAACAUGCUGAUUCUGCAAGAGAGCUGCACGGAUGUGUCGGGAUCGUUGGUGAUUUACGCUCCCGUGGACAUCCCAGCGAUGAACCUGGUGCUGCAAGGGGGUGAUCCGGCGUAUGUGGCCCUUCUGCCCUCUGGAUUCGCAAUCCUUCCCGACGGUCCCGGAGGUGGUGACAGAGUCUAUAUGGGAGAGCAGCCGGGGCAGCUGACGGAGAGCGGGCGCGGCAGUGGGUCACUUCUGACGGUAGCCUUCCAGAUUCUUGUGAGCAGUGUCCCUUCCGCGCGGCUGUCUCUGGAGUCUGUGGCUACGGUGAACAACCUGAUUUCUUGCACAGUGCAGCGCAUCAAGGCGGCGUUACUUGUGGACGACGCCUAAGAUCGGUCGGUAUCCAUAAGAACAGCGGCUCUCGGAAUAAAAUUGGCAGCACGUUCUGUUCUCUUUGGGGAAGAACCUCUGCCGGUCCACCACAUGUGGUGACAUCUGGACGUCACGGUCUCACUUCCGGUGGUGGGCGCAGCAGGGAAUAGUAGUACAAAUGGUCAGCGGGUGGGCAUUGAGGAGCCUUCAAGACUGUGUGUUAUCUCACAUUGAGCGUGGUCUUGAGCGUUCCUCAGGAGGGGGAAAAAAGGGGGAAAAAAAAAAGAAAAAAAGAAGAAGAAGAAAACUAACAGGUGGUGAGCAGCAGGAUUGCAUGAAAGUGAUCGAAGAAAUACCAAGAUGGUGACGAGACAAGACAAGAUCAGACAAGACAAACUACGCCAUUAAAUUACAUUAGUGUUGGCAAUUUACGGAUUAUACAGACACGACGUUUAAGUUGCUAGGGGUAGGAAAUGAGUCAAGAGCGAACCACCACUGAUGGCCCUCACUGCGUGGUUUAGUGGGAUCAGUGCACUCACUCGUGUGCAAGAUCGAUGCCGGUGCCCCAGCCCGACCUUCUUCUUGCCCACUUGCCCUAAUUAUAUUGGUGCAUGUGCUUCACCACGCAGCCAGGGUAGUGGUUCGGGUAUUGACUUACUUUCAACCAUCCCUCUUUCAUUUCUCACGGCAUUUGAACAUUGCUCAGCCAAUCCUGUCUUUGACAGCUUUGUGGAUUUUGGUCCCCUGUAAUCAGUACAUGGCUCGGCGUUGCUCACCUUGUAUA